CAGGGCUACAGCUCUCAGAUGGGGCAGCUCUAGCUUGUCUGUCAGGUGCCGUCUGGAGCAAGGGUUCCUAAGUUGUCUUCUCUAAGAAGAAAAAGGAGUGAGAGCAUUGGAUGACAGUAAUGGAGUGAAGGAAAACAGCUUGCAGUAAGCUCAAGAUGUGGAGAUCAAAUCUCUUGGAAAGCAAUUUUUAAGGGAAAAAGCUGUGUGCUGGCAGGCAGGGGAAGGCUGAAGCUACUAAAAGAAUUUGCUGUAAUGUGCCUGUAAUACUAAUUGUUGCAAACUGGAGGAAAGGUUCCCAUCUUACUGCCCUGGAUUGACAGUCCGAGGAUGAAAGAAUAAUGGGAUCACUGGAAAGAUUCAGAAACAGACAUUGGAGUCACUUUAAAAAGGCAACAUGAAAGAAGCUGAGAAACCUCGAGCAGGGGAGAAAUUCUGCUGCAUUUCCAAGCUUAAGGUAUUUCUGCUGGCGCUAUCAUUUGCAUAUGUUGGUAAAACGAUGUCUGGUGCUUACAUGAACAGCAUGUACACACAGAUAGAGAAGCAGUUUAAUAUUCCGGCUUCUUUAGUGGGGAUCAUUAAUGGAAGUUUUGAAAUUGGCAACUUGCUGCUGAUUGCGUUUGUGAGUUACUUUGGAGCAAAGCUUCACAGACCCAGAAUAAUUGCUUUGGGCUGCACAAUUCUGUCAUUUGGCUGUCUUUUGAUAUCACUUCCGCAUUUCCUAAUGGGACGAUAUCAUAUUGAAAGCAGCAUUUCACCAUCAGAGAAUUCUUCACUCAUGCCUCUGUGCUUUGUUAAUCAAAGCUCUUUCUCUUUACCUACAGAGAAACCAUCAACAGAUUGUGAAAAAGAGCCUGGAUCCUUGCUGUGGAUAUUUGUGAUGAUUGGAAACAUAGUACGAGGAAUGGGUGAAACUCCCAUCAUGCCUUUAGGCAUUUCAUAUUUGGAAGAUUUUGCCAAAGCAGAGAAUUCACCUUUCUACUUAGGAUGCCUACAUACAGCAACUGUGAUCGGCCCCUUCCUUGGUUUCUUGUUGGGCUCAUUCUGUGCGAAACUGUUUGUUGAUCUGGGAUCAGUAAAUGCAGAGGACAUAACUAUAACAGUUACCGAUGCCCGUUGGGUUGGAGCAUGGUGGCUGGGCAUUCUGAUUUGUGCAUCACUGAAUCUUCUUGCCGGAAUACCUUUUUGGUUUUUGCCCAAGUCCCUUGUGAAGGAAGGAGAAACCAAUGAACCUGAGGAGUUCAGUAAAAAGAGUGCAAUACUAUUGCAAGAAAACGAUAAAAAUGAAGCCAAGCAGACCAUGUAUGAAAUUGCUAAAGAUUUCAUUCCGUUCCUCAAGGCUCUGUUUCGCAACCCAGUUUAUAUGUUAUUUAUAUGCAUAACUGUGUUACAGUUCAGCGCAUUCAAUGGCAUGAUAUCCUUCAUGCCAAAAUACUUGGAACAGCAGUUUGGAAAAUCUGCAUCAGACGCCAUCUUUUUAAUUGGUGUUUACAACUUACCGGUUAUAUGCAUUGGAUAUUUUUUUGGAGGCUUGUUCAUGAAGAAGUUCAAGACAAAUAUCUCUCAGGCUGCAACCAUAGCAUUUUGGAUAUCUUUACUGGAAUACCUUCUUUACUUUACUGCACAUUGGACUAUCUGUGACCCUUCACCAGUUGCUGGCCUAACGGUUUCGUAUGAAGGGCUAGAGCAAGUCUCAUAUGCAGAAAAUACUCUAUUUGCUGGCUGCAACAGUGAUUGUAAUUGCACGCUCAAAGUAUGGGACCCAGUCUGUGGGGACAAUGGAAUCACUUAUGUGUCACCUUGUCUUGCUGGGUGUAAAGCCUCAAGGGGAACUGGAAAACAUGUGGUAUUUGAAAACUGCACCUGUGUUGCAGCCUCAGGGUUUUCAUCUCAAAAUGUCUCCGCAAUUCUGGGCCAGUGUGACAGAAAAGAAAACUGUGACAAGAUGCUUCAUUAUUUUUUAAUAUUGUCAUUAGUCUGCAGCUUCAUUUUUUCCUUAUCAGCCAUGCCUGGGUAUAUGGUCUUAAUAAGGUCUCUGAAGCCUGAAGAAAAGUCAUUUGGAGUGGGUAUCCAUGGACUAGCUGCUAGAGUAUUUGCUGGAAUUCCAUCUCCCAUUUAUUUUGGAGCUUUGAUAGAUACCACUUGCUUGAAGUGGGGUACUAUGAGUUGUGGAGGAGAAGGAGCAUGCAGGAUAUAUGACAUUGUCACUUACAGAUGGCUCUACCUGGGUCUGCCAGAAAUAUUGCGUGGAGUGUCCUAUAUCCCAUGUGCAUUAAUUCUCCUUAUUUUAAAGAAGACACUUAAAUCUUCUGAAAGCAAAGUCUUAAUAAAUGCACCAGUGGAAAUGCAGGCUAAAGAAGAAGAAAAUGAGUCAGUAAAAUAGCACUUCAGGGGAGGAUAUAUCAUGAAAAAACCUUGUAGUGUAAAUUUUGGACAUAUCUUUGAAAAAUUUCUUAAUUUUAGUAGUGAGCUCUUGGACAGACAUUAACAGAAUUACACCUAGUUAUAUCCGAAUUCUAUUCUUAGAAAAAUAUCAGUUCAUGAACAGAGUUUGCAGAAAAAAUGUGAGUGCUUUAUGCAAAAGAGCAAGAAGUAGAAAUAUGAAAACUUAUGAAAUGCCAGGGCUGAGUCAUCUGAUCAAAGGGCUAUGAAGCAAAAACAUGUAUUUUGAAUCCUGGUUUCAGUGAAGUUGGAGUUUUGCAACUGACUUCAGUGAUGCCAGAUUUCAUCCUGGAAUUCCCCAGUGGCUUCUGUCACAGCCUCUCUCAUUGACUGUAGACAGGUCACACAGCUUCUUUGGGCCUCAGUAUUCCAUACAAUUAUUUAAUUAUAUUGCUAAUCCUUGCAGGCAGGGACUGUUUGUUCGUACGUAGAGAGUAGAUGCCCAGUGUAAUGAACCUGGUUUAUGACAUGGCCUGGGUGCUUUGGUAACAAGAACAACAAAUAAAAAUAAAUUAAAAAUUAAAAAACGACUGUUUUAUGGGGAUGUUUUUAAGGCUUGAAUACAGCGAGGACAAGGAAAAGUUCUCGGGAUUUGUCACUUCAGUCACAUUCACUUUAGAAGGGAAUAACUUGUAUAUUAAGAGUGAUAGAAUAGUAAGUGGGGGUAUUUUGCCAGCAAAUUGAUAGCUAUUAAAUCCUAUACCUUUUCACAUUUUGUCAGAUUAUUCUUUGAAUGAUAAAUAGCAGUAGUCACCUAUGUGCUCUUCCUGGUCUUUGUCCCAACUAUUAUUUCUCUCGUAUGUGGUGCUGCGAUGUAGGCAGUAUCCAUUUGGGGUUCAGUGUCAGUUGGCCACUGCCCUAAGAUGUCUUAGGUAUCUCAGGAAAAGACCCAUACAGACAAUCCUGCUGGUAGGAGUGUAUAUCAUACUAGGUGCGUAUUUGGUUGAGCACAGUGCGUUGCUGUUUAGCCUCUAGACUGCAACUGCCUCAUGUUUGGCUUCAGUGCAGAGGAGCUGAGGUCUGUCUGGAGUCAGCCACACGAGAACUUCUUAAGCCCUUUUAGUAUAGGUAUUGGAAAUCUCCCAGGCCCUGAUUGUUGUUGCCUGCUGCAUAAGGCAUGGAGGGAGCUUCUGGAACUGCAUUCUAUACCACAGACCAGCACUCCAGCACUUGCAAGUGUUUCCUACCUACUUAAUCUGUAUUACACGGAAUCACUCUUAUUUUACACAUCUGGGACCUUCUGCAGCCAUAGAAAAACAGGAAGGAUAUUUCACCAACAUAGUUACGUUAGACCAGUUAUAAGGUUAUACCAGACUCUUCAGUGUGGCUCAUUAACUGUGUUUGUAUAUGCUUGAAAUUGCUUCAGGUGAUAUCAUGUCCCUCAAUGACAAAACAUCAAUUUCCUUCCAUGGAGCAGGGAAUUCAUCUCCAAAAUUUAAAGUUUUCAGCUUAAAAUAUGAGAGGUCUUAUAGUCAAUUCUUUUGAAAAGAUCCGUCACAGCUCCUUUCUCCCUUUGCACCAGCUGAUGGAGCUGAACAGUUAUAACAUGAGGAAGGGGAAGAGAAGAGAAGGAAAAUGUGAUGCAGCCUGUAAUACAGAAGAGCAAAGAGUAUAGUUCUCUAUUGUGCCCCAGGUAUUGUAGAGGCGUUGCGAAUAUUUGAGGCACAGCUGAUUUUCAUUAUUGCUCUUGCUACCCUAGGGCACUUACUGAAAGUCGUCAUUCUUCCUUGUGCUGAUUACAUUCCUCCAAAGCUAGAGUUAAAAAUCUCUUGCAGGCAUUUAGUCACAGUUUGAUGCCAAGGUAACCUGGGAAUGUGAAAAGAUACAAGGUACUGAAGUUCCACAGCUGUGGCAAACAAAAGGGCCUUGUUAGCUAAGUAAAUCUGUGCCAUACAAAUGGACCACUGCCAAAGAGUCAGGCCCAGUUAACUCACUGUGUUUUGAAAUGGAACAAAGCAGAUAGGAACGUCUCCAAGUUUGAUGUUUAGCCUUUUGGUACUUACAUUCACUUUCUUUUUAAUUGUUUCAUUUCAUCUGCUUGACAAAGUGUGGCAGAGUAACAGCCCAUCCUCACCAAACAGUUUGAAAUCAUUACCCUGCCACUCAAUCCACUCAUCGACUUAGAAGGUGCUGGGUGGAGAGAAUGGAUGAUGGCAUGGUAGAGAGGUUUCUUGGCAUAAGUCUAAGGUGGGGACGCUACUUCUCCCGAGCUAAACCUGCAAAUGCAGAGUACAGGUCAUUCCAAAGCAAUCUUUAUAAAACCCUUAUAAUAUGCCAUAUCUGGUACAACAAAUAUUCCCGGGAUAAAAAUGUGUGGUAAGUUUCUUUUCUGAGUGCUCAAGAGCUGAGCAGAUGCUUUUCACAAUGCGGUCAACCACAUCUCUUUAUCACUGGCUCAGUAAAGGAUGCUUAUGGAUUGAGUUUUGAUUUUUAAACCUGCCAAGUGGAGGGCUGGGUGCUCAUGCCUGGAUGCAGAAGCUGACAGACACUGAGAAAACAACACUUGAUGUUGUUCUGGCAGUGUGACCAAUACUAUCAUAUUGGAGAUGUUUUAAAGACAAUGGUACGCAAAACUAUGUGUACAUCACGUAUUCAUCUAGCAUUUGGUAUUCAGUGCCUUUUGUAAUGAUUUGUGAUUUCUGAUCUGUUUUUUUGACCAUGGUCCAGCACUGAGCUGACCUUUUCAAAGAAACACCCACAAAAUCUUCAGUAUCUCACUGAAAAAGGUAACACUUAAUUUAAAGCACAUCUUUAUGCAUGUGUAAGAUAUGAUAUUAUUUUUAUAUUUACAUUAUGUUGUAUCAACUUUUCAUCGUCUGUUUUAUUGUCACGUCUCUCAGUAUUUUACAGGUCGUUGUAAGCAGGUUUAGAUCUACCUUAAAAAAUAUCAUCUCAUAUGAAUUUCAUUGUCUCCCUGCUGUUUCUAACAUUUAAGAAUUUAAGCCUAUUCCAAGUGCACGGCUAAAUAUUGCUGAUGAUGGGGUUUGGUUAAGGUAUGAUCCUUUUUACAGAGAAAAUUCUUCACCUGGGAGUGUAAAAGGGAAAAAAUGUUACCUGGCAAGUCCAUUUUAAUUAACAGGCAGGAGGGAGGUAUGGUGACUAAACCUUCAUCACUGAAUAAUAAUUUUGCUGAGGGCAAGUCUGUCUGGUUUAUGAUAUGAAUGCUGGCUUCAUAUCUGUGAUACAUACAUAUUAUACUAAUGUAUAGAUUCUGAAUAACAAGCAUUACAGGUUUGGACAAGUCUCAUUAUCAGUUCAAGUUCACUUUCUUUCUUCAGACGUUUCACCUAUAAACAUUGGGCUGCUUCCUGUAUCCUUUCUAUUUCAGGUUGAAUUUUAGCAGAUAGCCUCCCUGCAGGCUCUUCCCAUCCAAGCAAACUC
This is a messenger RNA of Struthio camelus australis, 5820 nucleotides long. It is a transcript of the gene SLCO1A2, whose product is annotated as solute carrier organic anion transporter family member 1A2. The record is from RefSeq and is a predicted model, not a curated record. Gene Ontology annotation, molecular function: bile acid transmembrane transporter activity; protein binding. NCBI's taxonomy places the organism in Eukaryota, Metazoa, Chordata, Aves, Struthioniformes, Struthionidae. Gene Ontology annotation, biological process: bile acid and bile salt transport; sodium-independent organic anion transport; transmembrane transport. Gene Ontology annotation, cellular component: plasma membrane.